UAAUAGUCGGUCAAAAUUUAAAAAAUGUCAGUGAUCUUUUAUUUGUCGAUCGGCAUUUUAAGUAUUAUUCUGUUAGUGCUCUUUGACUACGUGAACAAUUUUCAAUUUUAUAAAGAUGGUGACAAAUUGCCUGGGCCGAAGGCUUACCCUAUUAUAGGAAAUGCUCAUUUUUUCCUAGGAAUGGAUGUCAUUGCUGCGCACGAAAAGUUAUUGGAAAUAGCUGAAGAAUAUGCUUCACCAUUCCGAGGGUGGCUGGGCAAUCAAUUAUUUAUUAUAAUCCACGAACCUGAUCAAAUGAAAACUAUCUUGACAAGUCCAAAAAGUAUGGGGAAAGCUUCCCUUUACAGACUCCUUCGGCCUUGGCUCGGUAAUGCAUUGCUUCUUGCUCCAGUUCCAAUGUGGCGUGUUCAUCGUAAAUUAAUUCAACCUGCUUUUAGUCUUCAAAUUCUAAGAAAAUUUGUGCAUAUUUUCGAUAAACAUUCAAAAUCAAUGGUUAAGAAAAUGGAAGAAGAAUUGGAUGGAGGGGAAUUCGAAGUCCGCUCCUAUUUGGUACCUUUUUCUUUGAACGUUGCUUUAGAAGCUUCUAUGGGCUUAUCGGAAACUUUCGACCCCAAAAUGUACGCCGAAUUUGGUGUAUGUGUAGAUAGAGUCUUCGAAUUGAUAAUGCAGCGAGGUUUCAGGCCUUGGUUACAUCCUGAUAAAAUUUUCAAUUUAACCAAAAUGUCCAACGAUUUUUACAGAAGUAUUAAAGGAAUGCACCGCAUAUCACAUACUAUAAUUGCAAAGAAGAAAAAUGAAUUCGAAAAACAUGGUGAAGUUAAAAAGGAUAAAAUUAAGAAUCAAAGAGAAGGGUUCUUGGAAUUACUCUUAGACCUACAAGAUAAACAGAAAUUCUCUGAUCAACAAAUUUGUGACGAGGUGAACUUCAUGGUAAUGGCAGCGUAUGACACAGUGUCAGUUGGUCUUCAGUUUGCAUUGUUGAUGUUGGCACACCACCCUGACGUACAGGAAAAAGUAUAUCAGGAGUUGAAGCAUAUUUACGGUGACGUGAUUCCAGAAAAUGUUUUGAUUACGAUUGAUGACUUAAGAGAAAUGAGAUACACAGAAAGAAUGAUUCAAGAGUCAAUGAGGCUCUUUCCACCCGUAGCAUUCGUUUUACGAAAAGUAGAAGAGGAUCUUGAUGUUGGAGGCUACACAAUGCCGAAAGGUUGUACGGCUUUCUGCUCUAUAGCAAAAAUACAUCGUGAUGAAAAAUAUUGGCCUGAUCCACUGAAAUUUGAUCCUGAUAGAUUUCUUCCAGAAGAAGUCGCGAAACGGAAUCCAUACUGUUAUUUGCCCUUCAGUGGAGGACCAAGAAACUGUAUAGGUUCUCUACAUGCCAUAAUGGAGAUGAAAACUGCUUUAGCGAGAAUUCUUCUUAAAUUUAUUAUAAGGAAGAAGCACAUCGAACCAAUCAAAAACAUUAGGCAAAAAGCGGAAAUCAUAUCUCAUCCACUUAAACCAAUUAAAAUAGAAAUUGUAAGAAGAUUACCAAAGACAUAGAAUGGCUCAAUUCUGUAUGCUCAAAUGGUUUAUGUUCUUCACUUUCAGAUAUUUAUUUUUUGAACUCAAAAUUCUUUAACAAAAUUUCAACAAAACCUGUACCUUAGAUCCCUGUCUUCUAAGGGUCUACAGUUUCUGAAUAUUGUACGUAAUUAAGUAUAAAAUAAUUUAAUCUUAAUUUUAUUUUCUCCACGGGUCUAUAAUAAAUAUUUUCUUAAUAUUGAUUCUUAUUUGUAAAUUGUGAAUAAAUUGCUCUCAAUCUCCGCUGGAAUCCAAACCCAGGUAUUACGGACUGCCAGUCUGAUACUUUUAACCAUUAAGCUACAGAGAGACCAGAUCAACUUCUUGAUAAUAUAAAUCUUGAAAGGCUAAUGCGAUUGGAUUGUGCUUUGGAACAUAAUUUUAUGGAAACAUUAAACAACAUUAAAAAAACGAAACGAAACUUUAAGCCAAACAGCGCACGGAAUGAAAAAAGUCCAGCAUAGAAAUAGGCUGCUUUUUUAAAGCCCUACAAAAUUAUUGUAACAACUUUUUGAAUUUUUUCCAAAAAUCGAAAAUUCAAACUUUGAUCGAACCAAAAAUAAUCAAAAAUCAGACAUUUAUUUGUGCGGUCAAAUUAUGUAGGAUAAGAAUAAAAUUAAGCAAUAAAAAUUGUGCACUCAAAAAAGA
This is a messenger RNA of Belonocnema kinseyi, 2211 nucleotides long. Its product is annotated as cytochrome P450 4C1-like. The transcript has 12 exons. Bases 25 to 1542 code for a protein of 505 amino acids. The record is from RefSeq and is a predicted model, not a curated record. Gene Ontology annotation, molecular function: oxidoreductase activity, acting on paired donors, with incorporation or reduction of molecular oxygen; iron ion binding; heme binding. Lineage: Eukaryota; Metazoa; Arthropoda; Insecta; Hymenoptera; Cynipidae.